CGUUACUGAGUCCCCGAGGCAGAAGAAGGGCCAGAGUUCCUGCUGCUGUGGCUGUGAGGAAACUGUUCUGGUGGAAAGGAGCGAGCGAAUUUUUACCUGUCGAGUGAUUAAGAGGAUCCCCAGGAACCUGAAUUUAGGAGGCAACGAAAGCGGCGGGAGCAGUAGCAAAUAGUCUGACGGCGGACCUGGCUGGCGUCUCUCCCUCCCCCGUGCCUCCCCUGCCAUGGCGCCGCGGAACAAGCUCACACACCACGAGAAGAGCCACAUUCUCCGCCAGUUCAGCGGCCACGCAGCCAUGAGCGCCCGGGCCUUGGCGGAUCGCUACGGGGUCAGCAAGGCAGCGCUCAGCAACAUUCUGGAGGCGAGGCGCACCAAUUGCACGUCUUCGUCCGACAUAACUUUCGAUUUCUUUAAGACAACUUCCGCAAACUUAGAGGUGAAAGAAGAGGCCGUAAGCUCCGAGGAAGAAGUGGAAGUGAGCUUAAAGGAAAAAGACGAUGCAAGCUUGGCGAAAGAAAAAUGGGUGAAUGCAAGCUUGGAGGGAGAGGAGGAAGACAAAGAUAUGAAAAAGGAGCCCGUAAGCUUGGUGCCAGAAGAGGCUGGGAUCCCUGCGGUGCAUGAGCAAGAUAUCAAGUCUGCAGUCAAGGAUUCUAAACUGACGGAGAGACUGAAGGAAAUUUCCCCCUAUGACAGCUCGCCGCCGCCCCUCACUGACGAAGUGUUCAGCAAGGCACCGGACGAACACAGCCUUUCACGCCAGGAACUCUUUAACGCCCUCAUGACUCUGCAACAAGUGGUGGAGUACAACCCAAUGCCCAGGUGGUUCACAUUUGUGUUCGAUUCUAUCUUCCCGGGCUCGAAUCCAAUGGAGGACGCCUGGACGGGGGUGCUGCGGAAUGGGAGAAGCAGCCUGAGUCUCCCGCCACGUCACGACAUACUGUCAGCAGUGGUGGUGCUGCGUCGGGCACUGCACAGCGACCAAUACCUGCCCUCGUGGUUCAGCUUUACCCUGAGUCGUGUGCUUCAUAAAUACCGAAGCAGGCGAAGAAACGCAUCACGAGGUUCAAAGUUCAGUGGAGGUUCAGUUUACCUUUGGUUUUAAAGAACAAUGACGUCAAUGCGAGUGAGUGGGAGGCUGGGGUUUUAAAGCAACACAGACGCCGGGUUGUGUGGAAGACUUAAAAAUGGCACCAUGAAUAGAUCCCGCCAAUAAUGGGGCACGUGGCGCUAACGUUUUACUACAUUUAGGUGUUCCUUCAUUUUUAUGUACCUCAUGUAUCAGUGUUCUGCCAAUAAAGAGAGUGUAUGCC
This is a messenger RNA of Scylla paramamosain (green mud crab), 1310 nucleotides long. RefSeq lists its product as uncharacterized. The record is from RefSeq and is a predicted model, not a curated record. Lineage: Eukaryota; Metazoa; Arthropoda; Malacostraca; Decapoda; Portunidae. The transcript is spliced from 2 exons. The coding region runs from base 224 to 1102 and encodes 292 amino acids.